AGAGAGACCAAGGCGUGUGAUGAUUCUGCCUCCCUUACUUGUACAGACAGGAAUGUUUCCUGGUUCUUCUUUGUACAACUCACAGCAGACGGGAUGGGAAACUGUUUUAUAGCUCUCAAAACACAUGCUCCGUAAGAAUGUCGGAGGCCAUCCGUUGCACUCUGGUAAGCUGCAGCUGCCAGUGCUUCAAACCUGGGAAAAUAAACCAGCGACAAUGUGACCAGUGCCGGCAUGGAUGGGUAGCACAUGCCUUAAGUAAGCUAAGGAUCCCUAACCUAUACCCAACAAGCCAAGUGGAAAUAGUCCAGUCUAAUGUGGUAUUUGAUAUAAGCAGCCUCAUGCUGUACGGAACUCAAGCAGUUCCCGUCCGUCUCAAAAUUCUCUUAGAUCGGCUUUUCAGUGUCCUGAAGCAAGAAGAAGUCAUUCAUAUCCUCCACGCUCUGGACUGGACACUUCAAGACUACAUACGUGGAUAUGUCUUACAGGAUGCAUCAGGAAAGGUCCUGGACCACUGGAGUAUCAUGACCAGUGAAGAAGAACUGGCUACUUUGCAGCAAUUUCUGCGCUUUGGCGAGACAAAGUCCAUUGUGGAGUUAAUGGCGAUUCAGGAGAAAGAAGGGCAGUCCAUCGUCAUCCCCACAACCGCAGCCAAUAUGGAUAUUAGGGCAUUCAUCGAAAGCUGUAGUCAGAGAAGUGCAAGCCUCCCUGCUUCCUUGGACAAAAUGAACCCUGUUAACAUCCAUCACUUUGAGAACGUUGUCAACAACAUGGCCUUCAUGCUGCCGUUUCAGUUUUUCAGCCCUGUCCCUCCGCCCCUCAUAGGUUCACCCCCUGAGAGGCUUUUGAUGGAGCAAAGUCAGGACUGCAACAAUGAACUCAAGCAAGAUGUUCCCAUGCAGUUUGCGGAAAACAGCUUCCUGACUUCCGAGUCUUCAUUUCAAGGUGAAAAGGAGGUGGCCUCAACCAGCCCAGAUAUCGCUUUGAAGGACGACACUUCUCCAAGCAAUUUAAGUUCUCCCAACAGCAUCACAAAGCCUGAAAUGAGCCAACUCUCCCCAGAAAGUAAAAUAAAAUCUGUCGACAAAAAUGGCUUCACCACGAGGAGAGGGCGUGUUUUUUGUACAGCAUGCGAAAAGACGUUUUACGACAAAGGGACUCUGAAGAUCCACUACAAUGCUGUCCACCUGAAGAUCAAACAUAAAUGUACAAUUGAAGGCUGCAACAUGGUCUUCAGCUCCCUCCGGAGUCGGAAUCGACACAGUGCCAACCCCAACCCUAGACUUCACAUGCCAAUGAACAGAAACAACCGGGAUAAAGAUCUGAGAAAUGGGUUGGCCAUCACCGGACUGGAAGAGAACAAACGGACGGACUUUAACAUUUUGCCUCCCGACAGUAGAUCCGUUUCCAGCUACGGAAGCUCUUGCAGCGAUUCAAAGACACAGCCAGGUUUUCACAGUACUGGCCAAAAUGGCAUUCUCUUUCCAAACUUGAGGACCGUGCAACCAGUUCUACCAUUCUAUCGCAGUCCGGUCACACCGGCUGAACUUGCAAAUACUCCCGGCACCCUUCCUUCCCUACCUCUGGUUUCCUCGUCAGUCCCUGAGCCGCUGGUUUCUAACGAAUCACCCUUCGACGCGCUGCCCAAGAAAAAAUCCCGCAAGUCUAGCAUGCCCAUCAAGAUAGAGACAGAAGCCAUUGAUACCCCUAGCGCAACUCACGAAGUUGCCAGCUCAGAAGACGACAUGCCUCCACGGCCGGUAAGUGACGGGCAUGUUGAGAUGGGCGGUUCUAGGAUAGAAAAAAACCCAAACCACCCAAUGGAAAAGAAGUCCCAUUCAGGUACAUCACAGAAAUCCAUUUCUGAAGAUGGAGGGCCAACAUAUUUUAAAUCUAUUGAGCCAAAUGACACGUGCGCCAAAGUGGACGAUUUGCAUCGCCCUGAGAAAACAGCUAAGCCCGAACAAGGCAAAUUGUUCAAGAUGGUUUCUUGUGAAAAUGCCUGCAAAGAUCCAAACCAGCACCGUGAUGUGACCAAAGCAGUGGCAGAACCCCAUGACUAUCUGAAAGAGCAGCUGAAUUACAGGAUCCCAAUGAACGACUGCGCUGAAUUGCAGCACCACUUGCUGAGUAGGGGGGCGUUCGGCACACUGUCCGGUAGGAGUGUAGCCGUUCCUGGUUUCGAAGCUUUUAGAGAUAUAGAUCGUGUCAGUCAACAUGCGCCGCUAGGGCUUCAGAGGGAAGACAGCCGUUUCCAUUGUGACAUCUGUAAGAAGACCUUUAAAAACCCCUACAGUGUGAAAAUGCAUUUUAAAAACGUGCACCUAAAAGAAAUGCAUAUUUGCACGGUGGAGGGUUGCAAUGCUGCCUUCCCUUCUCGUAGAAGUCGAGACAGACAUAGCUCCAACCUGAACCUUCACCAUAAGCUUUUGACCAAAGAUCCCUUGGAAAUCAACAACCACCAUUUCAAUGCAACGUACCUCUUGAAGGAUAUGGCAAAAGAGAUUUGUCCAGACGACUCUUUGAUAGGACACGUUGGGCAGCAAACUUCGGUCAUCUUCAAAGGGAUGAACAGGACUGGCAGCCUGGUUUUCCCAAUGAGCAAGAUUGGAGAGGCCUGCCCCGAGAGCUACCAGUAUGACCUGGUAAACGAUGGGGCUGUUCUGGAUUUAAGCACAACGUCCAGCAUCAAGUCAGAGGGCAGUGCUCAUUCCUCUUGGGAUUCUGACGGAGACAAUGAAGAAGGUCCUGGGGUUUUGGAGGACAGUGACGAAAGCUGUGAAAGUCCACCUUUGAUCCCGAAUGAAGACCUCUACCAAGACUGUUCUCUGAUGGAGAAGCCUAACGAGAGUUUCUCAAACAUACCUUCCAGUUUGCCAAUAACCUGCCACAUAUGCCAAAAAAGCUACAGUAAUAAAGGAACUUUCAGGGCCCAUUACAAAACAGUGCAUCUCCGCCAGCUCCACCAAUGCAAAGUCCCAGGUUGCAAUACAAUGUUUUCUUCUGUGCGCAGCAGAAACCGGCACAGUCAAAACCCCAAUUUACACAAGAGCUUGAUCAGGUCAACAGGUAGCCCCCAGUAACAUCUCACUGUUUGGUUAAGAGUCGACAUUUCA
Molecule: messenger RNA, 3113 nt
Organism: Lacerta agilis (Sand lizard)
Lineage: Eukaryota; Metazoa; Chordata; Lepidosauria; Squamata; Lacertidae
Gene: BNC1
Product: basonuclin 1
Exons: 5
Coding region: 138-3080 (980 amino acids)
Biological process (GO): regulation of transcription by RNA polymerase I
Cellular component (GO): nucleus
Source: RefSeq, a predicted model, not a curated record